Messenger RNA from Mastomys coucha (southern multimammate mouse), 767 nucleotides. Its product is annotated as translation initiation factor IF-2-like. The transcript is spliced from 2 exons. The record is from RefSeq and is a predicted model, not a curated record. The coding region runs from base 1 to 744 and encodes 247 amino acids. Lineage: Eukaryota; Metazoa; Chordata; Mammalia; Rodentia; Muridae.
AUGACUGAAGAGAGAAAGAGAGGAGCCAUCAAAUGCGUUUCUGAGAAAACUGGGAAUGCUUGUCUUAGGCUUAGACCACAGCACAAUGAGAGGUGUGCGUGGCAGUUAGCGUGGACGCCGGCACCGCCAGUGCGGGGGACGGAGGGUCGGGGACCCGCGGGCUGCGGGGCUCCACGCUCCUCCUUAACCCGCGCCGGGAGGCGGCGGCCGCGGCGGCGGGAGGGGGAGGGGCGCGGAGCGCGGCGCCGAGGCCGGGGAGGAGCCGGGGCCUGCAGCGGAGCCGAGCCGAGCCCGAGCCGAGCCCCGACGCGCUCCAUCCGCCUGCCGGCUCCCGGGAUCCCCGACCGGCCGGAGCCUCAGAGGUGGCAGCGCGAGGAGCCCCACGCGCGGGGAAGCGCGGCGGACGGGGAACGCGACCGAGGAGGCGCUGCCGCCCGGCAGCGGGUGACGGGAGCCGGGACCGCGGCCUCCGGGACCCUGCUGCCCAGGCCGGGCGGGAGCGGGAGUGCGAGGACCCCACCCUCGGGGCACCCAGUGCCGAGACCUGCUCCCUCUCCCUUGGGAGGGAGGACCCUCCCCACUCCCGGGACAGCCAGAAGAGAUCGCCGCAGGGCACGCGGCUGUCCCUCCCACGGUGGCUCUAGAGGAGACCCCCAGAAGUCGGGAAGGGUAGUGAGACCUGAAGGACCCGGAGUGAGACCUCCCUCACGCCUCAACGCACUCCAGACAGUUUGGGACUUUUGAGGCAGAGGGGAAAGGAAGCCAGU